Molecule: messenger RNA, 750 nt
Organism: Ylistrum balloti
Lineage: Eukaryota; Metazoa; Mollusca; Bivalvia; Pectinida; Pectinidae
Product: 15-hydroxyprostaglandin dehydrogenase [NAD(+)]-like
Exons: 7
Coding region: 1-750 (249 amino acids)
Cellular component (GO): cytoplasm
Molecular function (GO): oxidoreductase activity, acting on the CH-OH group of donors, NAD or NADP as acceptor
Source: RefSeq, a predicted model, not a curated record
AUGGACUUAACCAACAAAGUAGUUAUUGUCACAGGUGCGGCUAGAGGAAUAGGCAAAGCACUGGCCACGGGUGUACUUGCCAAAGGAGCCAAGGUAUGUUUGUCGGACAUCAAUGAACAACUUGGGACUACAACCGCACAAAGUUUGGCAACAUUGUAUGGUGACAACAAUGUAACUUUUGUGACCUGUGACGUCAGGAAUGAAGACCAGUUUAGAAAUGUGUUUCAGGUAACAAAGGAUAAAUUGGGACAGGUCGAUAUCGUCAUUAAUAACGCCGGAAUACUUGAUGAAGAAAAUUGGGAGAAAUGUGUGGAUGUGAAUUUGAAAGGAUGCAUUCUUGGAACAAGACUUGGUGCUGAGUCGUUAAGGAAGGACAAUGGAGGCAAAGGAGGAAUGGUUAUAAACAUGUGUUCCUUAUUUGGUUUCGUACCAUGUCCGUAUUUGCCGAUAUACACCGCUACAAAACAUGGAGUGUUUGGAAUAACCAAAAGUUUCGCGGAGAUUCCGGAGAUGAAGAUUAACAAUGUGAAAUUUACCUGUAUAUGUCCCGGGGCUGUCGAUACGGACAUCAUCACCGAGGAUUUACAAAGAUUAAGGAAACAAAUGCUGAACGACACCAGCCUAAUGAGUACCGAUGCGGUUGUAGAGGCACUGUUCAAGCUUUUGAGUGACAGCGAUAAUAAUGGCGGCGCUCUCAUUGUUAAUCAGAGAGAUCCUGACAACGAUAUGACAUAUGUCAAAACUAACUAA